This is a messenger RNA of Prunus avium (sweet cherry), 2304 nucleotides long. RefSeq names its product putative glycerol-3-phosphate dehydrogenase [NAD(+)] 1, cytosolic. Gene Ontology annotation, cellular component: cytosol. The record is from RefSeq and is a predicted model, not a curated record. Gene Ontology annotation, biological process: carbohydrate metabolic process; glycerol-3-phosphate catabolic process. NCBI's taxonomy places the organism in Eukaryota, Viridiplantae, Streptophyta, Magnoliopsida, Rosales, Rosaceae. Gene Ontology annotation, molecular function: NAD binding; glycerol-3-phosphate dehydrogenase [NAD(P)+] activity.
UGACGAACAAGCCUACAUUUGACAACGUGACACAAUUACAUCCUCAGCUGUUCUUCGAGAAAAACGAACGCUCUCUCACCCUCCACCAGUAGAGUAGAGAGGAAGGCAAUUUCUUGUUCUUCCUAUUUUUAUUUUUAUUUUUGUUAAUCAAUCUACGUAGUUUUGCUUCGUUUUCCCCCAUUCUCAUUUCACACGCAAAAUCCACAUCAGCAAGCCAGCUUUUUAGCUUGAUUUUUCUCUUUUGGUCAACCCCUUUGCGUUCACAAGCAAAGGUGUCAAAUUCCAGGCGCUUCUGCAUAUUAAGUAGAAGAAGACAAAGCCCAAGUUGAUCUCACCGCGUUGAGGCACCGACUGACAAAUCCAAACUUAGAAGAGAUCAGCUUGGAAUUGGUCAUUGCCAGUGUAAUCUUUGAUUUUUCUUCUUGGAGAGGAUAAUAUUGGAAACUUUUAAAGUGUCUAUGAGCAUUUGUGCAUGUAAUUGGCUGUGCUAAUCUUUAGUUUCUUGGAGCUGAGUUUAUUUGGAAGAAGAAGAAGAAGAAGAUGGUUGGGACUUCUGAUGCAGUGACCCAUGAUGUCUACUCAAAUGGGUUGAUUCACCACUCAAAUGAAUCUGUUGAGGAGAAGCUUGAUGAGCUUCGACGUCUAAUGGGCAAAACAGAAGGUGAUCCACUUAGGAUAGUUGGUGUUGGUGCUGGUGCUUGGGGAAGUGUCUUUGCUGCUAUGUUGCAAGAUAGUUAUGGCCACUUUAGAGAGCAGGUCCAAAUAAGAAUAUGGAGACGACCAGGAAGAUCUGUUGACAGAGCCACAGCAGAACAUUUAUUUGAAGUGAUCAAUUCAAGGGAAGAUGUGCUGAGGAGACUGAUUAGGCGGUGUGCUUACUUGAAGUAUGUUGAGGCAAGAUUAGGUGAUCGGACGCUUUAUGCAGAUGAGUUACUGAAGGAUGGGUUUUGCAUCAAUAUGAUUGACACCCCUCUUUGCCCUUUGAAGGUUGUCACAAAUUUGCAGGAGGCUGUGUGGGAUGCUGACAUUGUGGUGAAUGGGCUGCCAUCAACAGAAACUCGUGUGGUAUUUGAAGAAAUUAGUAGGUACUGGAAAGAGAGAGUAACAAUGCCAGUCAUCAUCUCUCUUUCAAAAGGUGUUGAGGCUGAAUUGGAGCCUGAACCACGCAUAAUUACUCCCACUCAAAUUAUCAAUCGAGCAACUGGUGUUCCAAAUGAGAACAUUCUCUACCUUGGAGGACCCAAUAUUGCCUCAGAGAUUUACAACAAUGAAUACGCUAAUGCUCGCAUAUGCGGAUCUGAAAAGUGGAGAAAGCCAUUGGCCAAGUUUUUAAGGCAGCCCCACUUCAUCGUGUGGGACAAUGGUGACCUUGUUACUCAUGAAGUUAUGGGCGGAUUGAAGAAUGUGUAUGCCAUUGGAGCUGGAAUGGUAGCUGCGUUAACCAAUGAGAGCGCCACCAGCAAAUCAGUAUACUUUGCACAUUGUACAUCAGAGAUGAUAUUUAUCACCCAUUUGUUGGCUGAAGAACCAGAGAGGCUGGCAGGGCCUUUGUUGGCUGACACAUAUGUAACCUUACUGAAAGGUCGUAAUGCAUGGUAUGGACAAAAGCUGGCCAAAGGGGAGUUAACCCUUGAAAUGGGUGAUAGCAUCAAGGGCAAGGGUAUGAUUCAGGGGGUCUCUGCUGUAAAAGCAUUUUUUGAGCUGCUAAGUCAUCCCUCUUUAAGUAUCCUACAUCCUGAAGAGAACGAACCCAUUGCUCCAGUUGAGCUUUGCCCUAUCUUGAAGAUGCUAUAUAGAAUACUUAUAAUAAGGGAGUUUCCACCACAGGCUAUUCUUCAAGCGUUAAGGGAUGAGACCAUGAAUGACCCUCGGGAUCGUAUUGCGAUCGCACAAACCCAUGCUUUUUACAGGCCAUCCCUUCUUGGCCAGAAGUUUUGAUGUGGAUAUCUCUCUCUUUUGCAUGUAAUUUUAUUAGUUCUCAAGUGAGUGACAAGAUGUGUUGGUAUUGUAGUUUUAUGUAGCAUUCUACUUGUGGGGGAUAAUGUAUUAGGAGAACGCUUGGGCAUCAGAUGGUUUCUUUAAUUGUGUAUUGUUUAGUAGAAAAUUUAGAAAUCGAUGGGGACACGAGGUCUCCAUUCGCAUACCACCCUAUUUCGUUUCUCCCAGAUUCGAAAUAGGCUAUUUAACUUAAUUUUUUUUAUUUUUAAAUGGGUUAGUUUCUAGUUCUUUUUAUAUGCACUUGUUUAAGAUUUUAGUUGUGGCCCAGAACUCCAAAUAUCUCCAAGUUUUUCUCAUUCUCUGAUU